Messenger RNA from Linderina pennispora, 2449 nucleotides. RefSeq lists its product as uncharacterized. The coding region runs from base 269 to 2449 and encodes 726 amino acids. The record is from RefSeq and is a predicted model, not a curated record. Lineage: Eukaryota; Fungi; Kickxellomycota; Kickxellomycetes; Kickxellales; Kickxellaceae. The transcript is spliced from 3 exons.
GAGUGUGAAGUCUUGUUUUCCUCGCUUUUUCUUCUUGCUAGGCCGCCUAAACCGUCCUAGUUCUACUUGUUCAGCAACAACACCCUCAGCACCCCUCCUGUAUACUCCUGCGGCUUGUCGACAAAGGGAGGGUGCGAAUACUAGUCGUCUGGAACCUGAUACUACACAGCGACACUGACUGCCUUUCUUCUCCAACUUUUGUAUUAUUUUUCCUUCUCACGACACCCCCUGAACUCCAGCAUAUACUCAGGUUGUUCGUACAGUUUAAAUGGAAGACAUUCGCAGCUACAUUAAGCAGUGCACAGGCAAGCAGAAGACGUUUUACCCUGUAGAGCUGGCGAAUUUGCUAGUAGCAGCGCAGAAUGAAGGCGACCUGCCCGACAAUUGCCUGGAAAACGAAGUCUGCGAGGCUGUUCUGUUUCUUUCGCGGCUCAAGGAUGAGCUGACGCCCGAUAAUGCCAAGCUCUUGGUGGAGAAGGUGCUAAAGGUCGACUUUGACGACCUGCAUAUGCCAAAGACGCUGCUCGACUCCCGGAAGCGCACCACACCGGCAUUGUCCAAGAAAGCAGUUACGUCGAGCGCCGAAGGAGCCAGACUCCGCCAACGCAACUUGGCCAAAAUGACGGACGAACAGUUCGAGGCAGUAGCAAGCACAAUUCAGCCAAGUCUGGUCGACAACGUAGCAAACUUUGCGGCUCAGUUGGGCAUGGGGCCGCCGUCGAGGACGCCCCCGCGUGGCCACCAGAGAUUCUCGACCUUUUCUGCCCGGAGUACGCCUCCGGCUGCCGGCGACAUGACAGUUCCGGAUAGGGAUGUCCAGUCAGACUCGGAACAGAGCGCUCUAUCGACGCCGCAUGUCAGCCGCAGCGUGCUCAGCCAGCGCCUGCGCUCCUCGACACGCGGCAACAUUCCGACAUUCAACCUCAGCCUGUCCCGCAGCCGCCCCGGCAGCCCGCUUUACGACGAUUUAUCCCCUGUCAGAGAACCGUCGCCAUCACGCUUCCACAACAACGACGAGGUUGUUCGGCACACCGACGAGCUGCUGAGAAAGAACGCAGAGCUCAAGAAGCUGCUCGCCGAGGCGAACCGCCGUCUGGAGCUGAACAAUGGCCAGCACGAGAAGCGCACCGAAGAGCUUGAGCGCGCGGUGGACGAGUGCCGCGCCGAACUGACCAUGAAGCGCCGUGAGAUCGAGAAGCUCAGGCAGUCUGAGCGCGGCUACAUCGAGAGCCUGCACGUCUCGGAAACCGAGGUCGAGAAGCUCGGCGUUCAGCUCUCCAACAGCCAUGCACAGUCCACGGAUCUCAAGCGCCAGCUCGACAACAGAGCUGUGCAGGUCUCUGAGGCCAACAAGCACAUUUUCGAGCACAGUUCUGAGAUCAAGACCCUGAAGGCAAGCCUGGAUGCCAACAACCAGCAGCUUGAGGCAGCAAGCAAGGAGUACCAAAAGAUGCAGCACAACUACCUUGUCGCCAAGCACGAGCUGGCUACUGCGCGUGAGUACAAGGAGGAGGCAGACGCAGCCAGUCAGGAGAACGCCAAUCUCAGCAAGCUUAUUGAGCAGCUGCGCGCAGAGUUGGCCGAGGUUCGUCUCCAGCUGCAGUCGUCAGUACUUCGCGAUGCCGAUCAUGACUUGGCUAGUAUCCACCGCCCAGGCAUGACCAGGGUCAAGACCCUGCGCGACGAGCUGGCCCAGACAGGCUCCGGCGACCACUCGCCUACUGAGGACGGGGUGCUUGAGCCCAAGAGCAGCCGGCGCCGCAUGAGCCUCAUCAACGACACCAUCCAGGCUAGCAGCUCAUCGCUCUCCUUGCCGUCCGACAAGGGCGUCGGCACCACCGAUACCGACAAGCAGGAAUUGAACGAGGAUGCCGUGCGCCACUGGAUCCAGUCAUCGCUGGUGCAGUUCCCGCCACAAGACCUGGUUCUGCUGCACGAGGUGUGGAAGCGCAUCGAGUACAGCGAUAGCAGUGACGAUAACCGCGCCGCUCUGCGCCGCGAGCUCAUCUCGGUAUUCACUGCGCCCAACAAGUACGGGCUCAAGGAGGCCAUCCACAGCCGCUGCAAUGCAACCCUGACGCGCAUCGGCCGCAAGAACAGCAUCGUCAAGAUGAUCACCAACGGCCAGCACGCUACAGCCGUCAUCAUUCUGUACUCGGUAGUGAUCUUCUGCCUGGGUGUCAUCACUGCCAGCUACCUCAACAUCUCGCAGCCGAUCGCCACAUCGCUGCCGUUCGGGCUGUCCAACAAUACCGCUGGCGCAGUCACCGAUAGCGGCGACGGCGGCAUGAAUUUGGUGCGCCAGAUUCUGGUCGUCGACGAUACCCCGGCACACAGCUUCUACCCGCCUGUGCGCAAGAGGUCGCCGCGGUCGCGCUUUGGCGAGAUUAUGUUCUACUGGGUUGAGACGCUGCUGUGGGACGAGUCGGAUAUGCAAAUCCCCACAUAA